This is a messenger RNA of Durio zibethinus, 2194 nucleotides long. RefSeq lists its product as uncharacterized. The record is from RefSeq and is a predicted model, not a curated record. NCBI's taxonomy places the organism in Eukaryota, Viridiplantae, Streptophyta, Magnoliopsida, Malvales, Malvaceae.
UACUUGGAUCCAACAUAAUCCAAACUUAAACUGGAAUCCUUUACCAGCUUGCCCUCCUUAGAGCAUCUGAUCAUACCUUCGGAAACUUGAAACUUGACACAAUAAACACACAUGGGUUUCGUUUGCAGCCAUGAAUCUUUUUUUUUUUUUUUAUUGAUAUCAUUGUCGAACACAAACCAAGAAUUGACUGUGACAUCGUAGCCAUGUAAGAUAUUUUAAUAGUCAGCAGCAAAAAGAAUGGAUUUUUCAUCAUCAAGAUGUGUAAAAUCACGUGGCCGAAAGGUGCUAGAGGGAAGUUCAGGCACAGAACUCCAUGUAUUUUAAGGCAGGGUCGAAAACUUAGCCGCAAGGUCACUCUUUAUCGUUCCCAUAACCAAAACCCAUAGCAUAAAUCUUGUUGUCCAGGGCAACUACUUGAGCCAAAAGCCCAUCUCGGAACAACCUCUUUCCAAUCCCCCUCAUGACAUUUAAGGCGUGUUUAGAUGAACUGCUCUCCUAUGGAAACAGACAGAUAUUUUCACCACCGUCCCUCUUCUUCAGUCCUGCAAUCUCCUCCACUCUCGCCAUCGUUUCCUUGAGCUUAUAUAUAGAUGACGGUAUGGCCCGCCAACUAUAAUGCCCUACCUCUGUUUGGUUUCUUAAUGUUGUUUGGCAUCCGCCCAAUCCGUUUCUUAGCCUAUAAAUAAAUAACUUUCCUCAUUUUUAAUCCAAAAAAAAUCCCAAGAGUUGCUCUUUGCCUUUAGUCCCAUCUAUUCCUCCUUUGGGCCGCCGCCUAUCUUUUUCUCUGCUUUAGCCGCCGUCUCUUCGCAGUUGCUCUCAACGCCUACUAUCAAUCCCGUCAAUUAGUCAGCGCAGGUGUUCGAUAGUAGUGGCGGUUUGUCAGCAGUUUGAGCAGUUGUAUUGCUGUAAUGUCAGAAGCUCCGAAAAAUUCAGUUGGUUCGAGUGAGCAGCGUAAAGGUGGACCAGAUUUCUUUAGCUUAUACGCUCGUGAAAUAGCUGAUCUGUUGUCCCAAGAUGAAAAGACCCUGCCCCCUUCCGAUGCAUCUGAGUUGUCUCAAGGGAAAUAUGGGGUCAUCAAUGGUAAAGAGGCUAUGGACUGCAGUCGUAAAUGUGCUGAUUCACCUUUUGAAAACAGCAUUGGUGCUGGGCUUUCAGAUUUCAAGAAUGGAAGAUUGAAGGGAUUACUUAAGCAGACCGUGAGUGAUCUCUCAAUGGAAGUUGAUGAGAUGUUAGAUCCUGUUGUGGAUAUGUGUCAGUUACGGUAUAAGGUCAGAAGCAACAGUUUGGUGACUUCAGCAUCAGAUGGUGAUGCUGCCGAAGUUCCCAGUAAGAAACCUAAGAUACGAUCUUCCUGCACAUCAGCCAGCAUCACUAGAAAUUCUUGUCCUAUCAAAUCUGGAUCUUGUGAAGAGGUGGAAGAUGAUUUGGAGUUCCUUCUAAAGAAUGAUAACCAACUGAUGGUAGAGGAAACAAUGAAAAAAUAUUCUGAUGAACUAUCCUCAACGCUGUUGCAUAUGGAGCAGAAGCUUGAAGAAACUUUAGAUACUAUAAUGUCCAAGUGUAGGCCCAUGACACGUGCUGAGAAGCGGCAGCUUCAGAAAUUUAUUCAGAAGCUACCUAAGGAAAAUCUGGUCCAUGUUGUUGAAAUUAUCCAACAUGGUAGGCCAGCUGGAAAACCUUGUGAUGAAGAAAUCUUUGUUGAUCUGGAAAAAGAGGAAAAUACAACACUCUGGAGAUUGUAUUACUACGUGGAAGCAGUUGAGAAAGCCAAAAUGCUUGCAAAUUUACAACGUAGCAAAACCCCAACAUUAUAGCCAUCCUUUCUGAGACCAUGAAAGCAGUUCUGCAAGCCUUCUAUCAAGACUAUUAUAUGACUCUCCCCCUUGCUUAAAGAAGCUAUAUGGACAUUUGUAGAUGUUGUUGAUCACAGAAGAUUUUCAAGAGAUGCUCUGCAGAUUGGUUUUCAACCUAGUUACUUGAUUCUUGUCUUUAGGAACUUGACAACACUGCAUUAACCCAUAUAUUUGAUACUUUAGGAUUGGCAUGAAGCAAUUUUUUCUUGCCACAGCACCUCUGGAUUUCAAUAUGAAGCGGCCUCUUGAUUAGUCUUUGAUUGAUCUAUUCAGUAUAGAUUGACACAAGUUUGUAAAUUCCUUAGAAAAGCAGUAAGAUCAAAGUUUUUGAGUUUUUGGUU